Messenger RNA from Thermothielavioides terrestris NRRL 8126, 1062 nucleotides. RefSeq lists its product as uncharacterized. Gene Ontology annotation, molecular function: RNA binding. The coding region runs from base 1 to 1062 and encodes 353 amino acids. NCBI's taxonomy places the organism in Eukaryota, Fungi, Ascomycota, Sordariomycetes, Sordariales, Chaetomiaceae. Gene Ontology annotation, biological process: nuclear polyadenylation-dependent rRNA catabolic process; CUT catabolic process; TRAMP-dependent tRNA surveillance pathway. The record is from RefSeq and is a predicted model, not a curated record. The transcript has a single exon. Gene Ontology annotation, cellular component: nuclear exosome (RNase complex); cytoplasmic exosome (RNase complex).
AUGCCCAUCACAAUCCUCGCCCCCAAGUUCUCCCGGCCGGUAAACGCCCGGGAGGACGAUGUCUCCUCGAUCUCCUCAUCCGACUCCGAAGAUGGCGGUGCCGCGCUCGACGGCGACAUCGCCAUGACCCGGCCGCCCAAACGGGCCCGCCUCGCCACCUCCCUCGCAACAAGCGACAUCGUCACGCCGGGCGAGCUGAUCACCGACGACCCGCAAUGGAUGCGCGGGCACGGGACGUACGCCACGCCGGGGACGGCGACGAUCGUCUCGUCGGUGGCCGGCACGAUCAGCCGGACCAACAAGCUGCUGUCGGUGCGGCCGCUGCGGGCGCGGUACACGCCCGAGGUGGGCGACCUGGUGGUGGGGCGGAUCGUGGAGGUGCAGGCGCGGCGGUGGCGGGUGGACGUGGGGUCGACGCAGCUGGCGGCGCUGCCGCUCAGCGCGAUCAACCUGCCGGGCGGCAUCCUGCGCAAGCGCACCGAGACGGACGAGCUGCAGAUCCGCACCUUCUUCGCCGAGGGCGACCUGCUGGUCGCCGAGGUGCAGCAGCUGUUCGCCGACGGCGGCGCCGUGCUGCACACCCGCUCGCUCAAGUACGGCAAGCUGCGCAACGGCGUCUUCGUCGCCGUCAGCGGCAUGGGCGGCGGCGGCGGCGUGGUCCGCAGCCGCCGCCAGGUGUGGACCAUGGAGGCGGCCAACGGCGGCGGCCAAAUCGACGUUGUGCUGGGCGUCAAUGGGUACGUCUGGAUCAGCAAGCACGUGGAGACGCCCGAGGGGGAGAAUAAGGCGGUGGGCAUCACGAGUAUGGAGGAGAGCGUGAGCGCGAACAUGUACUCGAGCCAGAACGAUCGGAUCGAGGUGCAGACGAUGAGGGAGAUUGCGAGGCUACGCGGGGUGGUGACGGCGCUCGUGGAAAACGGGCUGCGCGUGGAUGAGGAUAUGGUUGUCAGGGGGUAUCACGAGGCCGUGGAGAUGGCUAUGUUGUCGGCCGACGGCGCGGAUGAUAUCUACCUCGGCGGCGAAAGGGGGGAGCAGUUAGCUGCGGCGCUAACGGGGGCGUGA